UCCAUUACUUCUGGUUCAACUUAUUUGGACUACUUAAAGUGUUGCACUUCUCGUUUCUCUAUCCCUUUCACAGGCUGCUAGAUACAAUGAUCUCGACAACGUCGUUAGCUUAGCCACCGCCGGUGUUCCUCUUGAUUCCAAGGACUCACUUGGCCGAACAGAGCGAGCAAACAUGGCGGAGGACAGCAAUUUGAAGUGUAUCCCAGUGCUCGAUAUGCAAGAAAUCGACGAUCCAGAGCAUUAUAAGAAACUGAGAGAAGCAUCCGAAGAAUGGGGUUGUUUCAGAAUCGUCAACCACAAGAUCCCCGCAAGUCUGAUGCUAGAGAUGAAGAAAGUGGUGAAAGAUCUGCUUGACCUUCCCAUGGAAAUCAAAAAGCGCAACACCGAUGUGAUAACUGGCAGUGGCUACAUGGCACCGAGCAUUGCCAAUCCUCUUUACGAGGCCUUGGGGCUCUAUGAUUUGGGCUCGCCUGAGGCCGUGCAAGCCUUUUGCUCUCAGUUGGAUGCCUCUCCUCAACAGAGGGAGAUAAUAGAGACGUACGCUCAAGCAAUACAUGAGCUGGCCAUUGAUUUAGGGCGAAAGCUGGCCAAAAGUGUGGGGUUGGUCAGUGACCUGUUCAAGGGAUGGCCUUGCCAGUUUAGGAUAAACAAAUACAACUUCACCCCUGAAACUGUAGGAUCCUCUGGUGUACAAAUACACACAGAUUCCGGAUUCCUAACCAUACUCCAAGAUGAUGAAAACGUUGGUGGUCUUGAAGUCAUGGACAAGUCUGGUGUAUUUGUAUCAGUCGAUCCCUGCCCAGGCACCCUCCUUGUCAACCUUGGGGACGUUGCUAAGGCAUGGAGCAAUGGAAGGUUCUGUAACGUGAAGCAUCGAGUGCAGUGCAAGGAGGCAACCAUCCGAGUGUCAAUCGCUUCAUUUCUCUUGGGACCGAAGGAGGCAGCAGUUGAAGCCCCACCUCAACUCGUGGACUCUCAACACCCGCGUCUGUACGUUCCUUUUACGUACGAAGAUUAUAGAAAACUCAGAUUUUCCACAAAAUUGCAAGCUGGUGAAGCCCUCGAACAUGUUCGCACCCACUCCUGCUGAUCAACUGGCAUGCAUCUAUCAUCGAACACUUUUCCUUAUUUACUUUAAAAAUAAAAAAUAAAAAAUUAGUGUUCGUGGGUCGAGUUGAUGUAUGACUAUAAGAUUAUAUCCGUUAAUUAUAAAUCAAUUUAAACAUGUUAGACUUCUCAAA
This is a messenger RNA of Alnus glutinosa, 1241 nucleotides long. RefSeq names its product 2-oxoglutarate-dependent dioxygenase DAO-like. NCBI's taxonomy places the organism in Eukaryota, Viridiplantae, Streptophyta, Magnoliopsida, Fagales, Betulaceae. Gene Ontology annotation, biological process: auxin catabolic process. Gene Ontology annotation, molecular function: dioxygenase activity; indole-3-acetaldehyde oxidase activity. Bases 173 to 1090 code for a protein of 305 amino acids. The record is from RefSeq and is a predicted model, not a curated record. The transcript has 4 exons.